UUUCGCCGUUGUAUUUAACAUCUACGCAAUUUGAAUAGGGACAUAUUUUGGUUCGAGGCCGACGAUAUCUCUUCGUUACGAUUGUCAGUUUUAUUACAGUUUAAAGAUAUUUUGGUGAUUUUCAUUUUCAUAUCAUAGAGGAAACUAAAAAUAAAUCAGAUUCUCUAGUGAACGUAUCUCACGUAACUUUUUCAACAAAGUUAAGGGUUAUCACAGGAAAGAAACAUGGCUAAUGAACACUUGAAGAAUAAAUGGAGAAUGUGGUUUGGAGUGAUUGAUGCCCAGCACAAACAUAGACUCUCACAUGAAGACAUAACGGAGAAAGAGAACAAAUUUGCAAUUAUCAAUCACCUUGAUGCUGAGAAGAGAAAACAAGUGAUGGACACCAUUGACAAACUGGUCAAUGAAAAUGUUUUCUAUGGGAAGCCAGGUCCAAUCUCUGAAGACGAGUUCAUUGACAUGCAAAACGAAGACUUCAAGGCUGACAAAGAAAGCUACAUUGCCAAACGACGGAAUUACUUUACCGUACUGUUUCAGACCAUGCAUUUGUCCGGAGAAGGCGUGUCCGAGGAAGAGUUUGUUAACGCAUUUAGAGCCUCUGGUCAUGAGAAUAUCGCGCUUGAUAAACAGUUCUUCCAAAUGUACAAACCUGAGGAUGGAUUAGUGCCCUUGAGUGUUUUGAUAGACUCUUGGGUUCAGUUUACAACAUGCGAAGACAGUUCAAAGCUGGACAUUGUGAAAACUGGUCUAGAAUCAGGCAUAUGAAAAGUAAAUUUUGUAUUCAAAGUGUAUUAACAUUACAAUAAUCAUCAUAGGCAAGCACAUAUUUUCAGCUUUUUUAAAAGACUGCAAAAGAUAGACACCUCUAUAUAUUUUAGAUCGUAUAUAUAAGAUUAAACUUUAUUGAUUUGAUGUGUUUAAAAAUCUCUUGUAACUUCUUUACUUCUUACUUGCAAAAAUACUUGUAUUAAUAAAACAGAAAUAAACUAUACAUACACUA
This is a messenger RNA of Mercenaria mercenaria, 1000 nucleotides long. Its product is annotated as sarcoplasmic calcium-binding protein-like. The transcript has 3 exons. Lineage: Eukaryota; Metazoa; Mollusca; Bivalvia; Venerida; Veneridae. Bases 226 to 765 code for a protein of 179 amino acids. The record is from RefSeq and is a predicted model, not a curated record.